Cajanus cajan (pigeon pea) is the source of this 566-nucleotide messenger RNA. RefSeq lists its product as uncharacterized. NCBI's taxonomy places the organism in Eukaryota, Viridiplantae, Streptophyta, Magnoliopsida, Fabales, Fabaceae. The record is from RefSeq and is a predicted model, not a curated record.
ACACUGUAAAAGGGGAACUGUAGAUAGAGUCGAAGGAUAUCUUAUCUUAUCAUCAUCAUGGUAUUCUCUUUAUUGGCAAUCACAUAAACAAAACAAAAGUAAUGACCCUUUUACUUUGAGAAAGAGAAAUAGAAAGCAGACAUGGAAGGGUUACAAAUAGCUCUGCCUAUUGUUGGGGUCGUUGUGGCUGCUGCUGCCACCUUCUAUGCAGUGAGCUUUGCUGAGCUUAGAGAGAAAUCAUUUAGAGAUUUGGAAGAAUCUGAGUAUGAAGAUGGGGUUUAUAGGCCAUCCCCUAGCUCCCGUGAGAGGCGUGCCAGAAGACAAGCCAACAAAAAUAAUAACAAAAGAUGACUCCAUUCAAUCAUCUCUCUCUGCUUUAGUUUUUAAGGAAUCAAUGAAGUUUCCAAAUCAGGUGCACUUACUUGUCUAUUUAGUUUGGUUUCCUUUCAUUUUCUUCCCAACUUGGGUUUGUGAUUCAAUGAGGCAUCAUUAUGUGUGUGGUGAUAAUGAUUUAAAAAAAACAAUUUUUGAUAUUGCAAACUUAGUUUGAGUUGGAUUAAGAUGUA